Molecule: messenger RNA, 706 nt
Organism: Hymenoscyphus albidus
Lineage: Eukaryota; Fungi; Ascomycota; Leotiomycetes; Helotiales; Helotiaceae
Source: the annotation of a GenBank genome assembly
GCUAGUUCGAGGGACGUAACUACGGAAGCUGGAGGAGACGACAAAAUUUAUCUUUCAGGAUGGCGCCUGCAUGUUAUCAUCGUCGCGUAUGUAUGCCCCUUAGCUAAAUAACCAAGGCUGAUUGAUCUCUUUAGCUUGUGCUUAGCCAUGUUUCUGCCAAACUUCGAGAUCUCCAUCGUCAGCACAAGUCUCUUGACAAUAACUUCGGAUCUAAAAGCUGUUAAAAUAAGCAGCUGGGUCGUUGAUGCAUAUUUGAUCACAUAUACUGGUAAGUAACUGACAUGGUUCGAGGGUUUUGUGCUGAGUAGCCAAGGGCUCUUGAUCGCAUGGGCAAAAAUGAGCGAUAUAUUCGGACGUAAACUAUCUUUGUUAACGGCACUGGCUACGUUUAUGGCUUUCUCGGGGGGUUGUGGAGCAGCUCAAACGAUGAAACAGCUGUAGGUCCUCUAUCUCAGGCCCCCAACUUCAAUGGCUGCGUCGUUGACAAUAAAUUAGAAUAAUAUUCCGUGCUUUUCAAGGAAUUGGCGCCUCUGGGGUUUAUGCUCUAGGCAUGAUCGUAUUCCUUGAGCUGGUUCCAAAAACCAGAUACACUCUGAUUUCCACCUUGAUAAGUGGAACAUUUGGUCUGGCACUGGCACUUGGACCCAUUUGCGGAGGAGCCAUCAAUGAGCCUAUAACUUGGAGAUGGGUUUUCCUUCUGAAGUAA